UGUGAAUGGGUGUAGCUCUGUUACGUUGCACAUUUCAUCCUCAUUCCCGUGCGAGUGUGUCAUUAUCAGAAACACCCGAUUCAAUGUAGUAAUAUCGAUGACAGUUCUUCGGCUGUUGUGUUGUGGAUGAAGUUAUCAGUGCAACAAAAACAGGGAGACUUAGUGAUAUGGACAGUUAGUAGGUUAAGGAACAAAGAGAAAGCAUCGAGAAACAACGCGUUUGUGGAUAGCCGUUGUGUCAAAGAGCUCCUUGUCAACUACGUGAUCCAGCCAAAUGCCGUGGACGAAAAUGCUGAUGGCAACACUUCGCAGAAAUAUUAUUUGAAUACGUAUCGCUUCUCGUAAUUGCCGGUGUAAAUAAUAGAGGAUAAAUCAAUAGACAGCUACGAUGCUAACGAGCUCUUCAACGCACACAAAUCCAAGAUGAGAUGCAACCUCACAUCUCUUCUCGUACUACUUAAUUCAAGAACUACCUGAUACCUGAAUCUCGCAGUACUAAAUCCAAUGAAUCUCAAUCAGAACUGAAAAGGAAUAUUAAAAUGGCAGGAACUCUCGGAAUAUUUUUGCUCCUUCUCAAGAAGAACUUUUUGGUUCGCAAAAAGCGCUGGGUUCAAUCCUUGGUCGCCCAAAUACUGAUCCCCAUAGCUCUCUUUCUAAUCGGCCAAACAGUCCGAUUGAUGACUGAUAAUUCAGCUAAAUUUAUCAAUACAACUACCUACUAUGAGAUUGAAUCUAAACAAGAGCUCUUGGGUAUGAUUCAUAGAGACACAACAGUUCGUUUUACACCAGAGAACAGUGCAACGAUUGAUCUGAUGCACUACACCCGUACGUGCUUGCAGCUUCCAGAGUCCAAUGUAAAUGGUGCUCUCACUGAGGAGACUAUGAUAAAAGAUUUAACCAAGGAUCAAGUGGCUAACAAGGAUCAUGUUGAUGCACUGGGUGUUGUUUUUGAGACUGUUGUCAACAAUUCGAUUCCAAAUAAUUUUAAAUACAAGAUUAGAAUGGGCAGCGACCUCAAAAGAGAUCUGUACGAUCCGGAGGAGAAUGGGAACCUUGCUGAUCACAUUCUAAUGGGAUCGCCCAUAGUUCCAUUGCAAUUGUGCUUAGACGAAGCCUUCAUCAACUGGGUGGCCUCUACAAGUACAUCGAAAGUCAAAAAAUAUAAACCUGAAAUAUCAAUUCAGAAAAUGCCUUAUCCACCCUACACUAGGGUCGAUAGAGGAACUGCUAUUGGGGGAGACACUUUUGCAGAGAUUAUAAGAUUUAUUUUUCUCAUUAUUCUCUGCAUUGAGAUCUCAUUCCCGGCAAAUGAAAAAUAUAUUGGAAUCAAUAUUCUGAUGUCUGUAAACGGAGUGAGUACAAAAAUGAAUCUCUUCAGCUGGUUAACGAGUGGGGCGAUUUUUAGCACCUGCUACUUGGCUCCAAUUGUGCUGAUUAUGAAGCAUUUUAUGCCACCGCAAGUUGUUCCAUUUUUGACGUAUGGCAAUCCGUUCAUCGUGUGGCUGGUAUUGUUUAUUCACUGCUGGCAUGUGCUCGCAUUUGGAUAUCAUCUGUCAUCAUAUUUUUGGAAACCAUCCCACGGAAUAUUUGCCACCUUCAUGUUCCUGGUAAUCCUGAAUAAUAUCGCCCGUUUUGCCACCGGUCUGGCGUUCCGCCACUUUCUACUCUACGUGGGUGUAAUUUGCCCUAACAUCCUCCUAAAACGAAUGUUCGAAGAAAUAACAGUCUAUGAGAGUAAACUCAUCGGUACGAAAUGGUCCAACAUGUUCGUAACCGGUACCCUAGAUGCUCCCGGUGAAGGUAGUAUCGGAGUAAUGUUGAUUUUCUCCAUCAUCGGCAUUCUCUUCAAUUUCUACAUGGCCGUCUAUAUCUAUGCAGUGCGUCCUGGUAAAUACGGAGUCAGUCAAAAUCCCCUGUUCUUUUUCCAAAAGCAUCACAAAGUCGAAGACGACGAGAAUAAAAUAGACUUUGAAAAGACUAAAAUUAUAAAGCGAGAAUUUGAAAAUGUCCCCGAGGGAGGUCUAGAGCCAGGAAUAAGACUCAGAGGAUUGAAGAAAGUGUACUCAACAAGUUGGUUCAGGCAAUCAAUGGUCUAUGCAUUGAAAGGAGUUUCAAUGGACUUCUACAAAGGCCAGAUAACAGCUCUGCUGGGUCACAAUGGUGCCGGAAAAACCACAAUGAUGUCUAUUCUCUCAGGUCUUACUAGCUUAUCCGAAGGUAUAGUCUUCAUAGACGGCAAGAAUAUCAAACGAGACCCUGACGCUAUAAAAAACAACAUCGGUUUAUGUCCCCAAGAGAACAUGGUUUUCCCGGAUCUAACAGUCUAUCAGCAGCUCAGUUUCUUUGGAACCCUCAAAGCAGGGAAGAAGAGUAAGCAAGAGCUGGAAGAAGAAAUUGAAAUUCUAUUGGAUAAAGUCAACCUCGAAGAAAAACGUAAUUUUAUUCCGAAGCAGCUGUCAGGAGGCCAGAAGAGACGACUUUGCCUUGCCAUGGCUGUAAUAGGUGACGCCAGUGUCUUGAUCCUGGACGAACCGACCUCUGGAAUGGAUGCAGAGAGUAAACGAGAAGUCUGGGACAUUGUUCUCAAAAUGAGGGGUGAGAAAACGAUAAUAAUAAGCACACAUGACAUGGAAGAGGCUGAUAUCCUUGGAGACAGAAUAGCAAUUAUGCACACAGGAAGAUUAAAAAGUUAUGGAACUUCAAUGUUUCUGAAGAAGUUGUAUGGGGAUGGUCAAGUGGAAGUGACAUUAUCCGUAAAACCGUGGUGUGAUUCGUCGAAGGUCAUUCAGGAGAUAGAAAUUCCAUCAGAAUUACUGAACCAAGAUGAGGGAAAAAUGGUGUUUGCUAUUCCUAUGACAGAGUCAUUGCCAGAAACCCUGGAUAAGCUGGAGUCCCUGAAACAGAAGCUGGGAAUUACAGGAAUGAGUGUCUCGAUAAUAACUCUGGAGCAAGUAUUUUUGAGAGUAACUAGAGAGGACACUGAUGACGUGGAUUCUAAUGAUCCAAUUCGAUCUACACACAAAGUAACAGGUUUCUCAUACUUUACACAGUGCUUCAAAGCCUUUAUGAUAAAGAAAAUUAUAUUUAUGAGAAAGAAUCCGUGGACCUGUUGGUUGAGCUUGUUGAUGCCUUGCUUGUCGUGCACAAUGAUGUUGAUGGCAUACGGAGAGAAAGGACCUCGUGAUAGUCCCACUCCGCUGACCCUUGAUGCCUACGGCUAUCCUAGAGCCUUCGUCAAAUCAUCAAAUCCAUACUUGGCACACAUGUAUGCAACUGGAAUCAGGGAAUUUGGCGGAAAAACUGACAUAAUUGAGACAGACUCUAAGUUAACGGUGUCUGAUGCCUUGCUACAAGCAUCUUUCAGAGACAUUGGCAUCUACAGAAAUCGAUACAUCACCUCAACUGAAUUUAACAGAACCGGUGACAUCAUGAAGGCCAAUGGAUUCUACUCAGGCACAGCAUAUUUGGGAAUCCCUAUAGCCUUGAAUGCUAUUUCAAAUGCUAUUGUAAAAGCCAUGACUGAUGACGAGUCUUACAGGAUUCAAGUGUCAGCCCAACAGCUUCCAUCGUCCUGGGCGAUUGCCAAAACAGAUGGUGUUGAUGGACCGAUGAUAACUCUAGCCAUCAUUGUAUUCCUCGCACCAGCCAUUGGACUUUACGUCACUCAACCUCUCCUGGAAGCUCGCUCUGGGGUUAAACAGUUGCAAAACAUGACUGGAGCCUCGAAAAUUGCGUACUGGGGUUCCAUGUUUUUGUUUGAUAUGUCACAGUACAUCAUAUCAAGCUUACUGUUGCUUGCCACGUUCAUAUUGGUCGAUAUAUCAUUAGGAACUCACUUCUAUCGAGGAACCGAGAUUUUUGUGUUCUUAUUGUUGAUGGUACUGUUUGGAAUGAGUAUGCUACCAUUUGUAUACAUGGCUAGCUUUCUCAAGAAGACGUUGAAUGCCACGAUAAACGUCUUGAGUGUUGCACCACUGAUACUUGGAUUCGUCGAGAUGAUUCUCGUCGCUGUGACAUUUGCCUGGGAUAACAAUGUUUUCAAGAUGUUCAGGAAGGUACAGAGCAGACUCUUCCAACUGUUUCCGUAUCUGAGCUUCACCUAUGGGCACGUAUCUUUCUUUGGAGUGGUCUCCAGGAAUGCAAGAUGCAGGAGAAUGAGUAGUGAAUUGAUUGAAGUGGCGUGCAUCAGUAUCGACGAGUGCUGCGAGGCCGAGUGUUCCAACGGUGAUUGCAAAAAUCCAUUCCCCUAUUUUGUUGACAGCCCCUUCGAGGAAGUCCCAAGUCUCAGCACUAGUAUGUAUUAUAUGGCUGGCUCGUUCUUCUUGUUCUUCGCUAUUGUUUUUGUGAUUGAACUGCAGUUUGUUGAGAGGCUCACUAUGAAGAUGAGAAGAAGAAAAUCGUGGAAGGCCAAUACUAUGGGAAUAGACGAGUUGGUGAUGAAGGAAAAGGCGGUGGUUGCUGAUGAGAUUAAUAAGAAGAUUAAUGGAAUCUUUGAGGACGAUAAUGAAAAUGUGUUUCUUGUUCAUAAUGUGAGAAAAAAUUAUGGAGCACUUGAGGUGGUCAAGGGAAUCAGUUUCAGGGUGAAAGAGGGAGAGUGCUUUGGUUUGCUUGGGGUCAAUGGAGCUGGUAAGAGUACGACAUUCAGAAUGCUGACUGGGGAGGAAUUGCCCAACGGCGGACAGAUGUGGCUGAAGGAUUUUGAUAUAGAAAAUAGUCGGAUUAAAUACCUGGAGGAAAUGGGUUACUGUCCCCAGCAGGAUGCAAUUAUUGAGACUCUCAAUAGUUGGGAUCAUUUGUACUUAUUCGCCAGACUUAGGGGUGUUCCGUGGGAUCAGGUACAUGAUGUAGUUAAGAAAUGGAUUGGCAAACUUAAUCUUACUGCGUGCGCUGCACAACCCAGUGGCACUUACAGCGGUGGAAAUAAGAGGCGAUUGAAUAUUGCAAUAGCACUCAUUGGUAAUCCGUCUUUGGUCCUGAUGGACGAACCGACAACUGGCGUGGAUCCAGCAGCUAGAAGAUCAUUGUGGAAUACUUUAAAAAUCUGUCAGGACUCGGGACAGUCAAUUAUCCUCACUUCACACAGUAUGGAGGAGUGCGAGGUACUGUGUAAUCGACUCGUUAUUAUGGUGAAAGGUCAGCUGGUUUGUGUUGGUGCUAGUCAAGAAUUGAAACAACGCUUCGGCGCUGGUUACAAUAUUCACGUGAAACUAUCACCCAAUCGAAACUAUAGCGAUGUGGAACAUAUUAAGAGGAGAAUUGAAACCCACUUGGAGUGUAAAUUGACUGACGAAAAUUCGGGAUUUCUCGGGUAUCAUGUCAUUGAUCCACAGGCCACUUGGACUAUCAUGUAUACGAUGCUGAAUGAGUUGAAGAGUGACUAUAGUUGUAUUGAAGAUUUCGCUGUACUCUCUUCGACGCUGGAGCAGCUGUUCAUCCAAUUUGCCAGAGCACCUGAUGAUGCUCUUCAAAAUAACGGAAACGUGCCGAAGAAGUGGUGGCAGAAGAGCACUCGAGGAGCGCCUGAGAUAACCACCAUGAAUGAAACACUGAGAAUAUUUCUCACUGUUCUCAAGAAGGCAUUUCAAGUGCGUAAAAAAUGCUGGAUCCGUACCAUCAUUGUUCAAAUACUGCUACCAAUCGGUUUCUUUCUUAUCGCACAGACUGUCAGAUUAUUAAGCGAUAAUUCAGCGAAAGAAAUUAAUUAUACGACAUAUUAUGAAAUUCAAUCAAGACAAAAUAUUCUCUUUAAUUCUUUCGGGCUGAAUGUGCUUCGUUUUACGCCGAAUACAAGUGCAGCAAUGAAUUUGAUAACGAACACGAAACAGUGCCUAGGCAAUAAACAGCUUAUCUUGCAUGGAGCUACAGACGAAGAUACAAUGGUGAAGGAUCUUACCUGGGACAAAAUUGGAAAUUCUACUGCCACAUCUUUGGGAAUUGUUUUUGAAACGACUAUUGAUGAUUCCAUACCCACUAAUUUCAAGUACAAAUUCAGAACCGAUUUUGGCCUGCAGGACAAUUUGUAUGAUGUAGAGGAGAAUGGAAACAUGGCUAAUUAUUUCAUGUCUCCUGCGGUACCCGUUCAACUGUGUCUGGACGAGGCAUACGUCAACUGGACUUCACAGAAAAUGUCCUCAGCACCUGUGGCGCCCAUCGCAAACAUCUCAAUCCAGCAAAUGCCCUAUCCACCGUACACGAAGGUUGACAGAGGAACGGCGGUUGGAGGAAAAAUUUUCGCCGAGAUGAUUAAAUUCCUAUUCCUGAUCAUUCUCUGUGUCGAGAUUGUAUAUCCUGCUAACGAAAAAUAUGUUGGAAUCAAUAUUCUCAUGUCUGUCAAUGGAGUUACGGCGAAGCUGAAUCUCUUCAGUUGGUUCACAAGUGCAGCGGUGCUCAGUACUUUCUACCUCACCCCCAUUGUGCUGAUCAUGAGGCACUUCAUGCCACCAGAUGUUAUUCCAUUCUUGACCUUUGGAAGCCCGCUUAUUGUUUGGAUCGCGUUAUUUCUUAACUUCUGCCACAUGCUCUCUUUUGGAUAUCAUUUGUCAUCGUAUUUCUGGAAACCAUCAAAUGGCAUCUUUGCUACCUUUACAUUCCUCGCUAUAUUAAAUAAUAUUGCCAAUUUUGCUACCUCUGCUGCCGCACGCCACGUUUUCCUGUACAUUGGUUUCAUAUGUCCUUCGACGAUCCUGCAAAGAAUGUUCGACGAAAUAACAGUUUACGAAAGUCAACUUGUUGGCAUCAACUGGUCAAACAUGUUUUUACUUGGGUCCGUGGAUGCCCCAGCCGAAGGAAGUCUCGGAGUGAUGUUGAUCUUCUCCAUCAUCGGUAUCCUCUUUAAUUUUUACAUGACUCUCUACAUUAAUACCAUGUGGCCAGGUAAAUACGGAGUGAGUCGCAACCCGUUCUCCUGUCGGCGAAAUGAGAGCAAGAUUCACCACGACGAGGAUCAAAUAGACUUUGAAAAAACGAAUAGUAGCGGAAAAGAGUUCGAGAAUAUCCCUGAGGGGACUUUCGAGCCAGGAAUAAGAAUCAGAGGAUUAAAAAAGGUCUAUACAAAGGGUUUAUUUAAAUCAUCUGAAGUGCAUGCACUGAAAGGAGUCUCAAUGGAUUUUUACAAGAAACAGAUAACAGUUCUACUUGGUCACAACGGCGCUGGUAAAACAACGAUGAUGUCUAUUCUAUCAGGAUUAACAGAUUUAACGGGGGGAGUGAUACUCAUAGAUGGUAAAAACAUCCAGCGGGACCCAUCCAGCAUAAAAAACAACAUCGGCCUCUGCCCACAGGCAAAUAUGGUAUUUUCCGAAUUGACAGUCUAUCAACACCUCUUCUUCUUCGGAACUUUGAAAGCCCGUAACAAAACGAAGGACGAAUUGAAUUUAGCAAUUGAUAUUUUAUUAGAUAAAGUGAAUUUAACCGAGAAACGCAAUUUCAUACCGAAGCAGUUAUCAGGCGGUCAAAAGAGAAGAUUGUGCCUUGCUAUGGCUGUUAUCGGCGAUGGAAAUGUUCUCAUACUGGAUGAACCGACCUCUGGAAUGGAUGCAGAGAGUAAACGCGAGGUUUGGGAUAUUGUCCUCAAAAUGAGAGGUGAGAAGACGAUACUCAUAAGUACUCACGAUAUGGAGGAGGCUGAUAUUCUUGGUGAUAGAGUGGCUAUAAUGCACACAGGGAGAUUAAAAAGUUACGGCACAUCAAUGUUUCUGAAGAAGUUCUAUGGAGAUGGUCAAGUGGAAGUGACAUUGUCUGUCGAGCCCUGGUGUGAACCUUCGAAAAUUAUUCGAGAAAUCGAAAUACCUGCUGAAUUACUAAACCAUGACGAGGGUAAAAUUGUUCUGGCUAUUCCUCAGGUGAAAAGGUUGCCAGAGGCUCUGGAUCAUCUGGAAUCAUCGCGAAAGGAUUUGGGUAUCACUGGAAUGAGUGUCUCAAUAAUAACAUUGGAGCAAGUUUUCUUGAGAGUAACCAGGAAUGAUGAUGAUGUAGUCGAAACUAGAGAGCGCAUUGAUUAUCCGGAGAGGACAACAGGUCUAGACUAUUUCUGUCAGUGUUUUUUUGCAUUUACUCUGAAGAAGUUCACGACAACACGGAAAAAAAUUUUUCGAUUCUGGCUGAGUUUGCUGUUACCCUGUUUAGCAUGUACUGUAAUGCUGACAGCAUUUGGAAACAAACUAACACAAGGAAUACCAAUUACAUUGACACUGGCGUCUUACGACUCCCCAUUAGCUUUCAUUAAAUCAAUUGAUGAUGAUUUUGGUAGAAUGUACGCAAAGAGUGUCAGUCAAAUGGGAGGAAGUGCAAACAUAAUUGAGUCGAACUCAACCAUGAGUGUGACGAAUGCUCUGUUGGGUGUAGCUCACGAUGACAUCGGAAUCUAUCGGAAUAGAUACAUUGUCUCUGCUGAGGUUAACCAAACACAAUUGGGUGUGAAUGUCAAUGGAUUUUACUCAGGAACUGCAUACCUGGGCAUUCCAUUGACGUUGAAUACCCUGUCAAACGCGAUGCUGAAGACUGUGACCAAAGAUCAUUCCCACAGUAUUGAAGCAUCGAUCCAGCAAAUUCCAUCCUCCUGGGCGAUUCAGCAGAGAGAGAUAGCUGAUGGUUGGAUGAUCACAGUUGCUAUUAUUGUUUACAUAGCACCAGCCAUUGGUUUACAUGUCGCUCAGCCUCUCAAUGAAGCUCUUUCUGGGAUAAAACAGCUGCAAAAUAUGACUGGAGCUUCGAAAUUGGCUUACUGGAUCUGCAUGUUUGUCUUUGAUUACAUUCAAUACAUAAUAUCGACUUUAGUGCUUCUGGGUUCAUUGAUCCUCGUCGAUCAGUCGUUGGACAUGAAAUUCUACGGUGAGACCGAAAUCCUUGUGUUUAUGGAGCUGAUGAUAUUGUUCGGAUUGAGCAUGCUACCGUUUAUUUAUUGCAUCAGCUUUCUCAAGAAAUCAUUGAAUAGCACUAUGAUUUUCCAGGGUCUCGCUCCCUCAAUUCUAGGACUAAUGGAAAUGAUUCUCACGAUGGUUGAAGUGAGUUGGAAAAAUGAAAUAUUCAAGGACUUCAGGAUGGUGCAGAGUAAAAUCUUUCAGCUAUUUCCUUUUGUAAGUUUCAUGUAUGGACAUGCAACGUAUUUUACUGUGGUAUCGCAAAAUGCCAGGUGCCGACGAAUGGCAGAUGAGUUUAUCGCUGUUUCCUGUAUAAUUAAAGAUCCGUGCUGUGACAGACAGUGCACCAAUGGUGACUGCAAAAAUCCAUUCUCCUAUUUCGAUAGACAACCACCGAACAGUGCACCCAAUCUUUCUACGAGUAUGAUAUACCUUGCUGGAUCAUGCGUAUUAUUUUCCCUGUUAAUUUUCAUAAUGGAACAGCAACUUCUUCAGAGAGUUGUCAGGAAAAUUGCAGGGAACAAAGUGCAUAAGACUGACACUGUAAUGGAUGAAUUGGUGAUGAGGGAAAAAACAAUUGUCGCCGAUGAAGUUCGGAAAAAAAUUAAUAACAUUCCCAAUGAUGAGAACGAGAAUGUUUUCUUAGCUCACGAUCUAAGAAAGAAGUAUGGAAAACUUGAAGUGGUAAAGGGCAUUAGUUUCAGGGUGAGAGAGGGCGAGUGUUUUGGACUGCUUGGGGUGAAUGGGGCGGGAAAGAGUACGACAUUUAGAAUGCUGACUGGGGAGGAACGAUCGGACGGUGGCCAGAUGUGGCUGAAAAAAUUCAAUAUUGAUGAUAAUCGGUUGGAAUAUGUGCGAGAAAUGGGUUAUUGUCCCCAGCAGGAUGCUAUCAUAGGGAGCCUGAAUACCUGGGAUCAUUUGUACUUAUUCGCAAAACUUCGAGGUAUUCCGCCGAGUCAAGUACAUGAUGUCGUUGAAAAAUGGAUCCGAAAGCUCAAUCUUACUGCCUGCGCUAGUCAACCCAGUAGCACGUACAGCGGAGGAAAUAAAAGACGAUUGAAUAUCGCAAUUGCGCUCAUUGGUAAUCCAUCAUUAGUUCUGAUGGAUGAACCAACGACUGGUGUGGAUCCGGCAGCUAGAAGAUCACUCUGGAAUACUCUGAAAGCCUGCCAGGACUCUGGACAAUCAUUCAUCCUCACUUCACACAGUAUGGAAGAGUGCGAGGUUCUGUGCAAUCGACUCGUUAUUAUGGUGAAGGGUCAGCUAGUUUGCGUUGGUGCUAGUGAACAAUUGAAACAACGCUUUGGCGCUGGGUACAACAUCCACGUGAAACUCAUUCCCAGUCGUAAUUAUGCAGACGUGGAGAGCAUUAAGAAGAAAAUUGAGAGCAAUUUGACAUGUACAUUAACCGAUGAAAACUCUGGUUUUCUCAACUUCCAUGUGACAGACGCCAAAGCCACUUGGACGCUGAUGUAUUCAUUACUGAAUGAGUUGAAAAAUAAUUACAGUUGUAUCGAAGACUUUGCAGUUCUCUCUUCAACACUCGAACAGUUGUUCAUUCAAUUUGCUCGGGCACCUGAUAAUGGGCAAGUCAACAAUGGAUAUGUGCGUGAGGAACAGCAACAAAGAAACAACGGAGGUGCUCCUGUUAAUUCAACAAUGGCCGAAACAAUGAGAAUAUUUUUCAUUCUCUUGAAGAAAAAUUUUCAUGUCCGCACGAAAUGUUGGUUUCGAACUAUCGUAGUGCAAUUGAUAAUUCCAAUUGGUUUGUUCCUCAUGGGACAAACAGUCGGUCUAUUCACAACCCGACCAGCCCAGUAUGAGAACACCACAACCCACUAUCCAGUGCAAUCUAAACAAUACAUUCUGUUACCGGCAUAUGGGCUGGCCGUGCUUCGUUUCACACCGGAGACAAAUGCGACAACAAAUUUAGUGAAAUACACGCGAGAGUGUCUAUGGCAGCAGAAGCUGAAUGUCAGUGGUGCUGUCGAUGAGAAAACUAUGGUAAAAUCUCUCACCAAGGACCAGGUUGGGGAUUAUUUUGGGAGGUCGGUCGGCAUUGUCUUUGAGACUGUUGGUGGUGAGGGUGAUCCUGCACCAGCUCAUUUCAAAUACAAAAUCAGAACCAACAGGAAAGUGGAGGAAAUACUGUACGACCCUGAGGAGAAUGGCGACAUGGCGAAUAUGCUUGGCAGAUCUGUCAUCGUGCCCUUGCAGCUUUGUCUUGAUGAAGCCUAUAUUAACUGGGUAUCAUCAAAUUUCUCAGAGCUCAGAAGAAACAAAGCCGAUAUCACAAUCCAGCAAAUGCCUUAUCCCCCCUACAUGAGAGUAAUUCCGGGUGCAGAGAUUACGGGACAGAUUUUUUCAGCAAUAAUACAAUUCAUUUUUUUAAUUAUUCUGUGCAUUGAGAUCGCUUAUCCCGCGAGUGAAAAACACAUUGGAAUUAAUAUUCUAAUGUCUGUCAAUGGAGUCACUUCGAAGAUGAAUCUCUUCAGCUGGUUCACGAGUGCAGCGUUAUUCAGCAUUUUGUACCUCGUCCCUUUUGUCAUCAUUAUGGAACAUUUUGCACCGCGUUAUAUGGUUUCGUUUUUAACCCACGGGAAUCCCUUUAUUACAUGGAUGAUGCUAUUCUUCAAUUUUUGCCAUGUGCUCAGUUUUGGUUACCAUUUGUCAUCGUAUUUUUGGAAACCAUCAAAAGCCAUCCUCGCAACGUUUAUGCUUCUUGUCAUCCUGAACAAUGUUACAGCCUUUACUACCGUCACCUCCACUCGACGAUUCCUCUUGUACAUUGGUUUGAUCUGCCCUAGUAUCCUUUUUCAAAGGAUGUUUGAAGAAAUAAUCAUGCGAGAGAGACAACUCAUCGGGAUCCACUGGUCCAAUAUGUUCUCCAUCGGUUCAGAAAACGCACCAGCAGAGGGAAGCGUUGGAGUGAUGUUGAUCUUCACCCUCAUCGGCAUUGUCCUGAAUUUUUACUUAGCUGUAUUCAUUCACAGAGUCCUUCCAGGUAAAUAUGGAGUGAGCAAAAAUCCAUUCGCAUGUUUCCGAAAAAAGGACGAUUUUUCGUACAAUGGCAAUACAAUUGACUUUGAAGAAACAAAUAACGUGGGUAAAGAAUUUGAAAAAAAUUCUCAAGGGACGUCUGAGCCAGGAAUAAGAAUUAGGGGAUUGAAAAAAAUAUAUACAAAAGGUUUAUUCAAAACAUCUAAAGUCGAGGCCCUCAAAGGAGUCUCAAUGGACUUUUAUAAAGGUCAAAUAACAGCUCUCCUCGGCCACAAUGGCGCUGGGAAAACAACGAUGAUGUCUAUUCUAUCAGGAUUAACAGAUUUAACAGAGGGUGUAAUCCUGAUAGACGGUAAAAACAUUCAACGAGAUCCAUCCGGCAUAAAGAAUAACAUUGGCCUGUGUCCACAGGAGAACAUGGUCUUUCCAGAAUUGACAGUCUUUCAACAUCUCUUGUUUUUCGGAACUUUGAAAGCCCGUGAUAAAUCCAAAUGCGCCUUAGAAUCCGAUAUUGAAAUUUUAUUGAAUAAAGUAAAUCUAACCGACAAACGGAAUGUCAUUCCUAAACAAUUAUCAGGCGGUCAGAAAAGACGAUUGUGUCUUGCUAUGGCUAUUAUCGGUGAUGGAAACGUUGUGAUACUGGACGAGCCGACCUCUGGAAUGGAUGCACAGAGUAAACGCGAGGUUUGGGAUAUUGUUCUCAAAAUGAGGGGUGAAAAGACGAUAAUCAUAAGUACCCACGACAUGGAGGAGGCUAAUAUCCUUGGAGAUAGAAUAGCGAUAAUGCAUACAGGUAGACUGAAGAGCUAUGGAACGUCAAUGUUCCUGAAAAAGUUAUACGGAAAUGGUCAGGUAGAAGUUACCCUUUCUGUCGAGCCCUGGUGUGAUCUCUUUCGAGUUAUUCAAGAAAUCAAAGUAUCAGCAGAAAUAUUGAACCAAGGCGAGGGUAAAGUAGUUCUAGCAAUUCCCCAGGUGGAAUCAUUGCCCGAGGCUCUGGAUCAUCUGGAGUCCUCGCAAAAGGAUUUGGGCAUCACUGGGAUGAGUGUUUCAAUGAUUACAUUGGAGCAAGUGUUUCUGAGAGUAAGUAGGGACGACGUCGAUGCAGUUGAGUUGAGGGACCAAUAUGAAUGUUGGACGAAGGUCGUUGGUCUGAAGUAUUUCCUCCAAUGCUUUUCCGCCUUUCUCCGGAAGAAAUUUACAUCAGCACAGAAGAAUCUCUGGACAUUCUGGUUGAGCUUAUUAUUGCCCUGUUUGGCAUCUACAGCAAUGUUGGCGGUCAUUGGGGCAACUCCAGGACAUGACACACCAGUAGCAUUAAGUCUGAGCUCUUAUAACUCUCCCGCAGCUUUUGUAAAGUCUUCAGACACUGAUUUGGGUCUUACCUACACGAACACUAUUAAUCAAUUCGGUGGAAAAGUGGAGACCAUUCCAGAGAACUCAACUACGACUGUCACUGAUGCCUUAUUAAAAGUAGCCUAUCAUGACGUUAAUGUGUACAAAAAUAGAUACAUAGUCUCUGCGGAGUUUAAGCAAAACGGUUCUAAGAUGACAGCCAAUGGAUUUUACUCGGGGACUGCAUACAGAGGAAUUCCCGUAACAUUGAAUGUACUCUCGAAUGUUUUUCUGAAAGCUCUUACCAAAAACGAGAGCUAUCGAAUUGAAACUUCGGCGCAGCAGAUUCCCCUGCCCUGGGCCAUUGUGCAACGAGAAGAAUCUGAUGGGUGGAUCAUUACUAUGGCUAUUAUGAUAUGUAUAACACCAGCAAUCGCUUUGUAUGUAACUCAGCCCCUCGAUGAAGCUCGCUCUGGAGUAAAACAGCUACAACUCAUGACAGGAGCUUCGAAAUUUGGCUACUGGGCCUCCAUGUUUCUCUUUGAUUUCUUCCAGUACAUAAUAUCCUGUCUACUGCUUCUAUCUUUAUUCAUUAUAGUCGAUAAGUCGUUAGGAACGAAAUUCUACGGUUCAACGGAAAUUAUCAUAUUUAUGGAGCUGAUGCUGCUUCUAGGAUUGAGUAUGCUACCAUUCGUUUAUUGUAUGAGCUUCUUGAAGAAAUCAUUAACAGCUGCAAUAAUAAUGCAGUUGAUUGCUCCCGCAGUUCUGGGAUUGACCGAUUUGGUACUUAUUCUCACUGCAAUGACUUUGGGGAGUGAUAGUUUCCAGGGUUUUAGAGAUGCGAUCAGUGGCAUCCUGCAACUGUUCCCUCUUUUGAGUUUCCUAUAUGGACAGUUAUCAUUUUUCACAGUGGUGUCGAAAAAUGCCAGAUGUCGAAGGAUGACUGACGAAUUCAUCAAUGUUUUGUGCACUAUCAAGGAUCCUUGCUGUGAUCGGCAGUGCAGCGGUGGUGAAUGCAAAGAUCCAUUUCCUUAUUUCGAUGAGAAUUCUAAUAAACUUCUUCGGAGUCUGUCCCCGAGUUUGGUGUACCUUUUGGGCUCAUUUCUUCUGUUCUCUAUGAUUAUUGUAGUAAUUGAACAGCGGAUUCUCCAGAGAAUCAUCAUGAUGUUCAGGAAAAAUGAAUCGCAGAAGGUUAAUACCGUAGAAAUGGAUGAAUUGGUAGUCAAGGAGGAGGCAGUCGUUUCUGAUGAUAUAAGGAAGAAAAUUGCGGGAAUUCCUGAUGAUGGAAAUGAGAACAUAUUCCUAGUCAGUGAUUUGAGGAAGAGAUAUGGAGGGCUUCACGUUGUGAGAGGAAUCAGUUUCAGGGUGAAGGAGGGUGAAUGCUUCGGAUUGCUCGGGGUGAAUGGGGCAGGAAAAAGUACAACGUUUAGAAUGCUAAUUGGCGAGGAAUCGGGUAAUGGUGGUCAAAUGUGGUUGAAGAAUUUCAGUAUUGAGAAUAAUCGGGCGAAGUAUCUCCAGGAAAUGGGUUAUUGCCCCCAACAAGAUGCCAUUAUGGGGGCUCUGAACUCUUGGGAUCAUUUGUACUUAUUCGCACGGCUUCGGGGUGUCCCAGAGGAUCAAGUGCACAACGUUGUUGAUAAAUGGAUUAGGAAACUCAAUCUGACAGCGUGCGCUGAACAAGCCAGUAGCACGUACAGUGGAGGAAAUAAAAGACGAUUGAAUAUUGCAAUUGCACUCAUUGGUAAUCCAUCAUUAGUUCUGAUGGAUGAACCAACGACUGGUGUGGAUCCGGCAGCUAGAAGAUCACUCUGGAAUACUCUGAAAACAUGUCAAGACUCUGGACAAUCAUUCAUUCUCACUUCACACAGUAUGGAGGAGUGCGAGGUACUGUGCAAUCGACUCGUUAUUAUGGUGAAAGGUCAGUUAGUUUGCGUUGGUGCCAGUCAAGAAUUGAAACAACGCUUCGGCGCUGGGUACAAUAUUCACGUAAAACUCUUCCCCAGUUGCAAUUACGCAGACGUGGAGACCAUUAAAAGAAAAAUUCAUGAGAAAUUGACGUGUAAAUUAACGGAUGAAAAUCCAGGUUUACUCAAUUACCAUGUCACAGAUUCCAAGGCCACUUGGACGCUUAUGUACGCACUGCUGAAUGAGUUAAAAAAUAAUUACAGCUCUAUCGAAGAUUUCGCUGUUCUUUCAUCAACACUUGAGCAAUUGUUCAUCCAGUUUGCAAGAGCAUCUGAUGAUGAACAACGGACGGAUGAUGAAGUGUCUCUAGGACUGGAGAACAACAGCGUGGGGGCCUAUGUUUAACACUUCUUAUACUCAAAAGUGAGUAAAUUGAUGGGCUUUUCCAUUAUUAUUUAGUUGUGUCAUUGUAUUGAAUCGUGGUAUUUGUACAUUAUGAUCACGCAUAAGGUUGGAUUUCGACACGAUCAGUACGAAAAAUUUCUACAAGUACUAAUAGGCUUAGAAAACCCUCCUCUAGGUACAAUUACCAUAGGAAUUGAGAAUAUUCUCAUUGAAUUUAAAUAGUUUACACAAGCAUUCCAUAGAUAUAUAGUCUAUAAACCUUCUAUUCCUACUCAAAUUAUAAAAGCAAAAAUGCUAUAGAUCUGAAACUGCGAAUCUGCCUCAUUAAGACGUGUUCGAAUGGUCCAUACCAAUGAAAAUGACGAAGUGGUCAAUAAAGUUCAAUUAAUUAUAUUUUUGAAGCACCUUCUGUUAAUAUUUUUUAACACUAAGGCAGUGAUAAAAAAAAUUGACUGAGAAUGUCAACAAAAAUGUUUCUUUCUCCCUUUUCCAAAUAGACUCUGUAAAUUAAAUAAAGUUAACUCGACAUAAAUCGAUUGACUGCUUCGCUAUAAAAUUUUCCAUCGACUGCUAAGAUAGUGGGGACCCUGGAAGAAACAAAAAGGUCAAUAACAAUCAAAGCCUAGAUUUCUUGGUUCAUUCUAUAACGAAUGUGACACCAGCAUUUCCACAAAAGUGAGGAGACCAAUAGAAUUUAUCUGAAACCAGGAAGGGAAUUAUUGCACAUGCAUGAAUUUUCCAAACUAUUCUAGGAAAAUUUUCUUCAUUCCUUCAGCAUUAAAAAAGAGCAAUAAACGAUGUCCUAUCUAAAGAGAUCUUGAGGCAAGAAAUGAACUUGUUCUUCAUCAAGAUGUUUGUAUAAAUACCGGAGUGGGAAUCCUCAGAGUGGAAUCGCUGGUUUCACCCUCGGCUUUCAAUUAAUGAAUUGACAAAAAACGAAAGUUCAAUUUAAUUUUCGUAAAUAUACGUAACCAUACUAUAUUGUUCCACUGUGAUAUGCAGGUCUUUAUGCAACCACUGCAAAGAUUAUAUAAUGGAAAAUUAAUGCCUAUAUUUAUGAGGAUAGAACUGUUUGUACAAAUGGCCAUGCCCUAUUUAUAUUAUGACAGAGUUUUCACAUGCAUCAGUUUUCUAAUGUAUUAAUGAUUAAAGUAUUUAUUUUUCUAAUAUUGCAUGAUUCUAAUACAAAAGAUUUGGAGUACCAAAUUGAUGAAAUGAGCAUCGAGAGUUAUAAUGAAAUCGGUCAAUAAUAAAUGCACUGUGUUCGAUUAAAUGAGUGCAAUAUAUACCUUAUUUUUGUUAAUAUAAGGUGUUGUAUGUCAAAUUAGUCAAUGAAUGACUCUCACCCUUUUGGCAAUUGGUCAAGACGUUUUCUUCCGUUGGGGGACUAUGAGAACUACCUCUCAAUUUCGAUUAUACAUCGAAGAAAUGUAUAACACCCAGUAUAUUAAGUCUAUACUAUUUACAAGUCUUUGGAUGUGAAAUAUUCUUACAGACGUUAGAAAACAAGGCAAAUAUUAUACGUUUGGAACGAGUUGUCAAAUAAAUCUGACAAAAAAUUAAAAAUAUUUUUCUCCACCCCCAAUUGUAGAAAAGAAAUCGAGAUAAAUUUGCAAAAAGGAAAAAUUUGGCAUGAAAUACCUUAUGGAUUUUUAAUGUGUAGAAUAAUCAAUAAAUGCAACUGGUUAGUGGGUGAAAUUAUAUACGGACGGUAACGACCGAACUAUUUAUUAAAACAUUUAUCAUUUUCAUUUUUACUACGCUGUGCAAAUACGUUGCAGUUAUUGUAUAUAUAUGUUCAAUAUCUCCAUGUAACCAAAACGAGAAAUAUACGUGUGAAAAAUAAGA
Messenger RNA from Diachasmimorpha longicaudata, 17348 nucleotides. RefSeq lists its product as uncharacterized. Gene Ontology annotation, molecular function: ABC-type transporter activity; ATP binding; lipid carrier activity. The record is from RefSeq and is a predicted model, not a curated record. Bases 540 to 15500 code for a protein of 4986 amino acids. The transcript has 8 exons. Gene Ontology annotation, biological process: lipid transport; transmembrane transport. Lineage: Eukaryota; Metazoa; Arthropoda; Insecta; Hymenoptera; Braconidae. Gene Ontology annotation, cellular component: membrane; intracellular membrane-bounded organelle.